AAUACUUUUUAAUUGUAUGAAAUGAUAGGUCACACCCUAUUUAUACAUCAGAAACAACCAAUUUUCGGGAUAUUGUGUCGAUGUUAUGAAUGAGAUCUCAAAGAUAGCCGGUUUUAACUACAGUCUGUACAAAGCACCCGACGGUAGACAUGGAGAGGUCUCACCCACCGGUGCUAUCAAUGGUAUCAUAUUUGAAGUUUACAAUAAGGCGGCGGACUUUGGUAUCGCGGACCUGACAGUCAGCGAAUCCCGCAAACGAUACGUCGACUUCAGUCUCCCGAUUAUGAACUUAAGUGUGUCGGCGCUCAUCCAUAAGACAAACGCCGAGUACAUCGAGUACUUCAAAGACCUGCCCCGACAGACACGCAUCCGAUAC
Oppiella nova is the source of this 376-nucleotide messenger RNA. The record is from the annotation of a GenBank genome assembly. Lineage: Eukaryota; Metazoa; Arthropoda; Arachnida; Sarcoptiformes; Oppiidae.